CGGUCCUCGGGGGCUUCAGUCAGUCAGCCGACGCUCCGAGACGCGGUGAUUAUUCCCAUUGUAUGCCCGCUGCUCGAGGGGGGGCUCCUUCCACCGCUGACACUCGUUUCCUCUCUCGCUCUCGCUCAGCCCGAUUCCUCGCCCUCGCGGCCUACCGCUGUCGCUUCGAGGCUCGACGCGUUCCAGAGUGGCGCGAGAACGCGCGUUCCAGACCCGCGAUAGUGUCGUACCGCGAUACCGAGCGUCGGCGUCGCGAUACCCGUCCUACGAGCCGCGUCGUCCUUUCUACCUGUGCUUCGCGCGCGCUGACCGUCGACCAGCCGAGAGGGUGUACCUUCCGCGAGUGAGACGAUGGGAACCAUGACGUAGAUCCGGGGAACGAGGCGGUGUUACGAUCCUUUCGAAGUUGUUCGAGUUUCGCGAGCAGCCGGCUUUCCAGUGGAUCGAACCUGCCUGCACGAGUGACCGUGUCCGCGACGAGUCCUGACAGCCUCGGAUCGUUGCUUUCGUUCAAGUGCCGGUUCUGUGCGGGGGUGUAAUAUCGUAAUUGCGUGACAAGUGGCAGGAGAAGCGUCGAAGGGUAGUCGAGGCUACCAGCGCGCGAGCAGGAUGAUAUGAGCACGCUUGGCAGAUUGAGGAUGUCCUCAAAGAGGAAGUCACCACCAACGAAGCUAUCGGAGGGCGGGGGCGGCACGGGUACAGUGGCAGGCGCCAACGAGGAGGAGGAGGAUACGACCUCGUCGGUGACCGGUGGUCCCGGUGGCGAAGUAGCCGUCGGUGAAGAAGGUCCCACCACCCCCGUCGACAUCGAGGAGUGUUACCCUCAUCAGACAGGAGGUGACUGCGAGUCGUCCGGCUGUUCGUCGCCGGCGACCACCAGCGAACCGGAUCUCCGGGAUUCGCCAUCGCCGUCCUCCAAUUCUUUACGACCCAACAAAGGACAAAGGAUCCUUCUGUCCAGCCAGGAGACGCUCGCACCCUACCAUUAUCCUCACCACCAUCAUCACCACCAUCACCACCAUCACCAUCACCACACGAACACAUCGUCUUCGUCGGGUGGUGUCGUGGAACCGGCGAGCUCCUCCGAGUGCGGCUCACCGCCUACCCCGUUAACCGUCGACCCCUACUACCCCAACCAUCCUCAUCACAACAACAACAAUACCGUCACGCAGAACAACAACAACAGCAACGGUGCUAACGCUACCACAGCGGGUACCAAGAGGUCCAUGGACGACGUACUCAAGAGGUUAACCUGCAAGAUGAACAGCGAGUCGUUGUCCUUGCAGGACGACACUAGCAACAACAGGCGGACGAGUCCGCCACCCUCCUCCACGCCGACGGGACACAACACGCAUUGCGGAGGCGUCGCCAGCGUGCCAAAUAGCGUGGCACCCUCACCCCCAGCCUCUGGAAGGAUGCAGAACACGGAAGGACAAGUUCAACAGGAUGGUGCCUCGGCUUUGCACAGGGUCCUGUGCGCGGAAAGCUUCGCGGAAAAGGAACGAAGGCUAUCCGAGAUGAUCCUGCAGCUGCAGCUGCUCAGGGAACAAUUGCUGCAACAGCAAGAUCAGACGAAGUCGUAUCCUGUGCACAUGAGCGUCGACUCGCAGAAGCAAAUCGAGAUACAGCGGCUACAAACGGAACACUUGAAGCGGCAGCAAGAGCACAUCAUGCAGCACAACAUCCAGGAGCUACAAGCUCAGAUGACAAAGAGCCAGUUGAGCAUGUCGGGACCGCAAUCCUUGAUGUUCCUACCGUUUCUCGAACAGCUCAGAGGGUUACCCGUGCAAUCGCCGAUGCCACCACCGCCGGCCACGUCGACGACCACCACCAACAAGCAUAUCAAUUCGAUCGCCAACAUGAUCAGCAGUCACCGGGAAGGUCCUAGCUGGGCGACGGCGCAUUUAGCGCAAAUGACCACACAAAUGGAGAAAGAAGCAUCACCGACGCCUAUUUCGUCCGCCGUGGCACCGACGGCGCCUCCCCUUCAGGACCUCGACGCGCCAUUGAACCUCACCAAACCGAAAUCCUCGUCCUCGGGUGCAACGGCGUCCUCUUCGUCGCCCGGAAGCGAUUCGCACUCGACCGGGGCCGGAAGCAGUGGUCAACAGGAGCAGCCUUUGGCCGCGACUGCGCCCAAACUUUUUCAGCCGGGUUUACCGAUGCCACGGAAUUAUUUGCCCAGCCUUCCUCCUUACGCGGGAUUACCGCCACACCUCAGCUCCCUUUCCUCUCCGAUGGGCAAAGUGAUGGGAAAAGAAGAAGGUGGUGGACCAGGAGGCGCGGUGGCAGCCGCCGCUGUAGCAGCCGUGGAGAAACAUUUCGCGAUGCACGGGAUUUACGCGAUACCACCGAGUGCAGGUGCGAUGCCUCCUUCGCCUCAAACUCAACGACCGAUGAAACAUUCUGGUUCUCGAGACGAGGCUGCGCAGGAGGAACAAGACUAUCUCUCCACAUCUCACAUGUGGCGGGAGCCGGGUUACAAGGUACCGGAAGACAUAACGGAAAAAGCUAAAAUGGUGAGACAGCAGAAGAGGGAGGGUGAGAACAAGCCACAUAUCAAACGGCCUAUGAACGCGUUCAUGGUGUGGGCCAAAGACGAGCGUAGGAAAAUUUUAAAAGCCUGCCCGGACAUGCACAAUUCGAACAUAUCUAAAAUACUCGGCGCCCGAUGGAAAGCGAUGUCGAAUUCGGAAAAGCAACCCUACUACGAGGAACAAUCCCGACUGUCGAAGCUGCACAUGGAGAAGCACCCGGACUACAGGUACAGGCCGCGGCCGAAACGGACCUGCAUCGUGGACGGCAAGAAGAUGCGAAUUUCCGAGUACAAGUCGCUGAUGCGGCAACGACGACAGGAGAUGAGGCAGCUCUGGUGUCGCGACAGCGGCCAGGAGAUGAGUUUCCUGUCGCCGGUAGGUUCGGAUCUGAGCUCGCAACACCAUCCGGGAUCGGGUGCGGGUCCUUCGGCGAGGCCGUCCGUGUCGCCACCCCGAUACGCCAUUCCGGUCGGCCGUGUCUUCUAUAUGAAACGAAGUGGGAGGGCAAAAACCUGUGGUUCGUCGCAUCUGAUAGGUAUACGGAAAGCACGCGAUUAG
Molecule: messenger RNA, 3095 nt
Organism: Megachile rotundata (alfalfa leafcutting bee)
Lineage: Eukaryota; Metazoa; Arthropoda; Insecta; Hymenoptera; Megachilidae
Gene: Sox102F
Product: transcription factor Sox102F
Biological process (GO): regulation of transcription by RNA polymerase II; cell fate commitment
Cellular component (GO): nucleus
Molecular function (GO): DNA-binding transcription factor activity, RNA polymerase II-specific; RNA polymerase II cis-regulatory region sequence-specific DNA binding
Source: RefSeq, a predicted model, not a curated record